This is a messenger RNA of Sardina pilchardus (European sardine), 3595 nucleotides long. RefSeq names its product synaptotagmin binding, cytoplasmic RNA interacting protein (gene syncrip). NCBI's taxonomy places the organism in Eukaryota, Metazoa, Chordata, Actinopteri, Clupeiformes, Clupeidae. Gene Ontology annotation, cellular component: ribonucleoprotein complex; nucleus; CRD-mediated mRNA stability complex. Gene Ontology annotation, molecular function: mRNA 5'-UTR binding. The record is from RefSeq and is a predicted model, not a curated record. The transcript has 11 exons. Gene Ontology annotation, biological process: CRD-mediated mRNA stabilization. Bases 161 to 2062 code for a protein of 633 amino acids.
GUUAGCCUCUGCUAUAGUUAGCGUGGACAGCUACCUUAUGUGUUGCUGAGUGUUGUUUUACCCAUCGGGGUAUAUGAGUUUGACAUGACAGACUGACCACAAGCUCACUGGUUUUCAAAGCUAACCUGUAACGUAUUCAACUUAUCAGAUUGCUGGAGACAUGGCAACAGAACAUGUUAAUGGAAAUGGUACAGAAGAACCAAUGGACACGACCGCUGCAGUUACCCAUUCUGACCAUUUCCAAACUUUGUUAGAAGCUGGUUUACCACAGAAAGUUGCUGAAAAACUAGAUGAAAUUUACGUAGCAGGCCUUGUAGCACACAGCGACUUAGAUGAAAGGGCAAUAGAGGCCUUGAAAGAAUUCAAUGAAGAAGCUGCACUACAAGUUCUCGUUCAGUUUAAGGAGAGCGAUCUUUCACAUGUGCAAAACAAAAGUGCCUAUUUGUGCGGAGUAAUGAAGACGUACAGACAGCGGGAGAAGCAAGGGACCAAAGUUUCAGACUCUACUAAAGGACCAGAUGAAGCAAAAAUAAAAACGCUGCUUGAGAGAACCAACUACACACUCGACGUGACGACAGGACAGAGGAAGUACGGUGGACCCCCGCCAGAGUCUGUGUACUCAGGACAUCAGCCGCAUGUUGGCACAGAGAUAUUUGUUGGGAAGAUUCCAAGGGAUUUGUUUGAAGAUGAACUGGUGCCUUUGUUUGAGAAGGCCGGCUCAAUCUGGGACCUGCGGCUCAUGAUGGACCCUCUCACCGGCCUGAACAGGGGCUACGCCUUCAUCACUUUCUGCACUAAAGACGCCGCACAGGAGGCAGUGAAGCAAUUUAACAAUCAUGAAAUUCGCCCGGGCAAACACAUUGGAGUGUGUAUAUCGGUUGCGAAUAACAGACUGUUUGUUGGGUCAAUCCCCAAAAGCAAAACGAAAGAACAGAUCGUGGAGGAGUUUUCUAAAGUCACAGAGGGUCUUAAUGAUGUCAUCCUGUACCAUCAGCCCGAUGACAAAAAGAAGAACCGAGGCUUCUGCUUCCUAGAAUACGAGGACCACAAAGCAGCCGCACAGGCCCGGCGGCGGCUCAUGAGCGGCAAGGUGAAAGUCUGGGGCAACGUGGUCACGGUGGAGUGGGCUGACCCCAUUGAGGAUCCAGACCCCGAGGUCAUGUCUAAGGUCAAAGUUCUGUUUGUCCGAAACCUUGCAAAUAGCGUAACGGAAGAAAUACUUGAAAAAGCAUUCAGUCAGUUUGGUAAGCUGGAACGUGUAAAGAAACUGAAAGAUUAUGCCUUCGUUCACUUUGAGGAGCGGGACGGAGCCGUCAAGGCUCUGGCUGAAAUGAAUGGGAAAGAGCUGGAGGGUGAGCCAAUUGAAAUUGUUUUUGCAAAGCCCCCCGACCAGAAGAGAAAAGAGCGAAAGGCCCAGCGGCAGGCAGCUAAAACACAAAUGUACGAUGACUAUUAUUACUACGGCCCCCCUCAUAUGCCCCCUCCCCCUAGAGGUCGGGGCAGAGGCGGUGGUGGUCGGGGGGGUUAUGCCUACCCCUCUGACUACUAUGGCUACGAGGACUACUAUGACUACUAUGGCUAUGACUACCACAACUAUCGCGGUGGCUAUGACGAUCCCUACUACGGUUAUGACGACUAUCAGGCACCGCCAGCCAGGGCCAGAAGCAGCCGAGGGGGUGCACGAGGAGGCGCCUCUCCAGCCAGAGGGAGAGGAGGGGCAGGGGCGCCCCGGAGCCGAGGAGGGUCUGGCGGUUACCCCCAGCGAGGCGGAGGGGGUCCAGGAGCGAGCCGAGGGUCACGGGGGUCCAGAGGAGGUGCGCAACCGAGAGGCCGCGGGGUACGUGGUGCGAGGGGUGGCCGCGGUGGAAGUGUAGGAGGAAAGCGCAAAGCUGACGGGUACAGCCAGCCAGAUUCCAAGCGCCGCCAAACCAAUAAUCAGAACUGGGGCUCUCAACCCAUUGCUCAGCAACCGCUACAAGGUGGUGAUCAUUCUGGUAACUAUGGUUACAAAUCUGACAACCAGGAGUUUUAUCAGGAUUCUUUUGGGCAACAGUGGAACUAGAACUGUAGGGCUGAUUUUUAUUUCAUAAUUUUUAUUUUUUCCCUCAAACCCUCUCCUUUUUUUUAUCAAACGAAAGAAACUGAAAAAAGACUCAAUCUGACAUCUGAUUGGCCCUUCAAUCCAUAUGGUUGCUUACCGUUUACUAAUUGGUUAUAUCUGGCACGGUUUUUAAUGUACAUAUUUUCAAUAAUCCGCUUGGACUUGAAAAGUAGUCACUCUGUGCUUCGGGCGUACUGGUUUUAUUGUUUUAAAUUUGUGUUCAAUCAGUGAUCUAUAAUCUCGGAUUUGAAAGAAAAAGAAAAAAAAAAAAUUUUACUUAUGUGCUCAAACAUGUCUAUUUGGCUUUAUAGCAUCUUGUAUGUUCAUAGCAAUUUUGGUCUCCAUGUCUUAAGUAGGUGACCGCUGCAAAGCAAAUAUCUCCUCAUAUUGUAUUUACCAUAAAGACCAUUUGUAUGUUACAAAAGAAAAUGCUAGUACAAUAGCGUUGUUGUUUUGGGGGGGAAAAAGACUUUUUUGGCUUUACAUUUUGGCUUGUACUUUGCUGUUUUGUCUGCUUUAAUAAACAUUACACGCACCAGUGUACGAAAAACAAACUCAAAUUGUGUUUCAAAUUCAUGUUUCGGCAAAUUUUCUCCUUAAAUUGCCUACAAAUUUAAAGCUCCUUGUGGAAGAAAAGGACGUAAAGGUUUGCCUAUGUUAGCCACAUGCUGCAACCUCACUUAUGCAUGCCAUCAAAUUUGUAAUCACCAAGUCGGCAUCCUCUAUCCACUUUCUCCAACUUUUAUAUGUAUGUGUAGUGACAUACUCCAUCAUUUCAGUUACCGCAAACCCAAAAGCAUAUGUUGAUUUAAAAAAAAAAAAAAAAGUUCUUCCAUUGGGGAAAAAAGACUUUGAGGGAUUUUGUUAAAGAAAUCCCACCAAAACACAGAUGUUUCUAGCUAUCAGGAUAAUCUUGUGAUGGAGCAUCCAUCAAUUUAGGAACCAGAGAUCACAGGAAGCACAAUUUGAUUCCUUUUGACAGGAGAACUCGGCAAAAUCAGACAGAAUAUCUGUCUCCAAACGCUUUUAACACUGAUCUGGCUCUGCAUGUACUUACUUCUAAGACUAAAAACUUCCAGGAAGUAAUUGGCAUGCAUGCACUUACCUGCCUCUAGACUAAAACUUCAUUUUUUUAAAAAAUAACAAUAAUAACAAAUAACAAAAAUAACAGGCCAUAACUUUUUCCCCCACUAUUCUUGUCACCAGUUAGACACACCAGUAUCACUGUUCUGCUUGUUUUCCUUAAACCAUAGUCUUGUGCAUGUGAAUUGGAAGGAUGUUGGUGGUAGUGAUAGUGACUGCCUUCAGACAUUUUUUCCCCCUCUUUUUUUCCCCCCUCUUUGUUUAGUUCUAUCGUCUCAACAUCCCCAGUGAUGUUCUCAAUCUAAUUACGUCUGCCAUGCACUUAUCUGUAUUUUUAGUUUGUGUUUGUUUAUGUCUCUGUUUAAAGCUCAGAUGCUUGAAUUAUCUCCUAAUUGUUUCCUUUUGUUACCC